CAUUCGUUUUAGCUAAGAUCUGUAAAUUUCGUCAUUGAGUUAAAAAUGGAUUCUCGAGUGAAGCCCAUGAGAACUGGCGUACACGAGGCCAACAACCAAGUCAGAGAAGAACAUGAAAUUCCGCCAAUCGUUUUACAGGACACAAGUCCAAAUAUCUAUAAUGGAAAUGAACAACAACUGGAGGCAAUACAGGCGAUAUAUGGACCGAUAUUAACUUUCAUGAAGCUGGGUGGAAUAUAUUUCGGAGAUACGUCUUUCAAAAGAUUGAGACAAUUGUCAACUACUGGUAGCAAGAGAAAGAUUUCGAUUGCCCGAGUUUAUUGCACUGCGAUAGUGGCGUCUCUCUGGUUCUCUUUUGCCAUGAGUAUUGUUAGUCUUUGCGUAGAAGGAUCUUCAGUUCUUCAAAAUCUCUACACAUUAAUAACCUUCGCUAUGUGGUAUUUUGUAUUGGCAAUCGUCGCGACAACUUGCCUCUUCGUGCUUCCACUGAACGAGGGGAAAAAAUCCCGUUUUGAGAAAUUUGUUGCUAACUUAAUUGAAAGAAGAGUUGAUUUGGCAACGCUGAAAUUAUAUUCCAGAAAAGGACUAAUUUUAGCCAUUUUUAUUUUUCUUGUGUCAACUUUCAACGUCUUAGCAGCCUUUCAGUUGAUGCCCGACUUGACUGUUGCGUUUUACAAGCCUUGGAAAGACUGGUAUGGUUUUAGAAUUUUCUGUUUAGUAUCCAUGAUUUUUAGUUGCAUCGUGUGGCUGCUUCCAACACUGUUUUUCUGUUUAACAUGCUUGGUUCUUGAGCGCCAAUUUGACUGUUUUUGCAAAAGGGUUUGUUUUCUAGAUUUAAAUCAAUCCCUGGACAUAACAGCUUUAAAGGAAGAACACCAAAAAUUGUGUGAAACAGUUUCGCUCGCCGACAAGAUAUUUUCCUCUUCAUUGCUUGAAGUUUUUUCCGUCACCAUCCCGCUGUUGUGUUUUAAUUUCUACGCCGCUAUCAACCCACCCGUGACGAAUGAAGGAAGUUCCAUUCCUUUCUCUAUUUUUGGUGGUGUAUAUUGGUUAUUAUCCUCAGCUGCGAUCCUGUCUUUGAUAACCGUCUUUGGAUCAAGAGUAAACGAGAAGAUUUGCAGUGUUCAAAGUAUCCUGCAAAGUAUCAAAGUUCCCGAUGGCGCCGAAGGAAAGGUACAUGAAUGAUCAUUAGUGUUUGUUCCCUGCUUUUGCGUUGUGUUUGCUCAUUUGUUAAAGCUCAUGUUCUAAAAUAUCUUAUGACAGCGAAAUUUAUUUCAUGCCAUGCUUAGGUUGAUUUUCAUUGGCUUCGUACCUCCACACAUCUAUUCUCCUCGCCGAUUACCUUUCAUUUCUUCUACUGAGGAGUUCUUUUUUUUCAUUACUAACGAAGCACUGUGCAAUGUUAAUGUUACGUUAAAGUGCCAGCA
Orbicella faveolata is the source of this 1427-nucleotide messenger RNA. RefSeq lists its product as uncharacterized. The record is from RefSeq and is a predicted model, not a curated record. Gene Ontology annotation, biological process: sensory perception of chemical stimulus. Lineage: Eukaryota; Metazoa; Cnidaria; Anthozoa; Scleractinia; Merulinidae.